UUUUAAUGUUGUCGUUUUUACUCUCAUUAUCCUAUCUGCUGUCGUUUUUUUUCCUCCCUCCUAAGACGUCUCCUCUGAACUCUCACUCUCUUCGUUUCUUCCAUUUACUCUCUCACUCUCACAGUCUCGACUGCGGCCGCUCCAGCUCUCUCCUCAGUCCUCCUCGCACGUCCGCCCUAACACCCACCUCACCUGUGACGCUUCUCACCAAUCGGCGCAUAUAAAUUCGUGUUUCUUUUCCCGUCUCCACAAACCUUUUCAUUUUCACACACAAACACACCCAAACCACGCCAAACCAAACCAGAGCCCCGGCGUUUUCAUUUCUUGGUCUUCUUCUUUUCUCUUCGACGAUUUUCCAUCUUUUCGUCAGAUGUCGAUGAUGUCUCGAUCCAUCAUCCAAAUUUCUCGAGAUGGCUUGAUCUCGAUGUUGACUCGAUCAUAUGCUACAAGGUCCCCGUUUUGGCACUUUUAUGAAUGGCAAAAAAUGCGCUCCCAACAACCCCUGAAAAAUGAGUAUGAAGAAGAAUUUUUGAAGGUGUUUCCUUCGGGGAUAGUGUACUUACCAAUGGAGGAUGGCCGCUCGGAUUUUAAUGAAGAAGAAAAAAGAGUGCUGGAACGUUAUUUCAAAUCUUAUCCUCAAAGAUGCGGGGGCUCAAGGAGAAUGAUCGUGAGAGAGAACUUGAAGGAAGAAAACUGCAAGGAAGUUGAACCCUCUAGGGUCACAGAAGCGGGAGCAGUUUUGGCACUUGAGAAAAAUAAUUAACAAAAAAGUGGUAAUAAUACUCGUGUUGAUUUGUCAACUACAAAAAGUAUUCUUGUGGAUUAACAUCCAGUAGACUUUUUGGGCGGUGAAAUUUGACUUUAGUUUUGUUUUGCUUUGCUUUUCUUCUUUUAUUUUUUGUUUCUUUUAGGGCGAUUGACAAUCGGAAAAGUUGUGGUAUAGACAGUGUUCAUUGUGUUGAUAAGUUAUAAGUUUGGUUUCUAAGUUACGUGUUAUGUGGUUUAAACUUAAAGUAUGUGGUUUCUGCUAGUUUUUAUUUGUUUUUCUUUGCUCUAAGGAGUUGCUUAUAUUAAAUUGAUGAU
Morus notabilis is the source of this 1083-nucleotide messenger RNA. RefSeq lists its product as uncharacterized. The record is from RefSeq and is a predicted model, not a curated record. The coding region runs from base 371 to 763 and encodes 130 amino acids. The transcript has 4 exons. NCBI's taxonomy places the organism in Eukaryota, Viridiplantae, Streptophyta, Magnoliopsida, Rosales, Moraceae.